GUUUGCAGUUCGCGGGCACAGAGAGUGUCUCUUUUUUGUGGUAGUCAGUUCAGAGUCGUCUGGAAAGCAAAAUAAAAAAAAAUAUUACAAGUCUGGGACGAAAACAAUCUCCACUUGCGAAUUUCUGAGUCAUCCCGGAGCGGUUCCAGCGGGGGAAUCCACCCUAGUUUGGGGGAUGUGAUCGUGCCAGCGAGACGUGCAGGACUUUGGGACCAAAGGGUUCACAGGAAGUGAGUUGUGGUCUGCUGAUUUCGCUCAAGGCCACCCCCAACCAGUCAAAAGUAAUUACUUUGCCGUGGUCGAGCUCGAGGGGAUAUGGUUGGGAUGAGCAAUUUCUUUCUGGAUCCACCCCUGCUCGGCGGCAUCAGCGCGGCGGAUGCCAAACGGCACGAAAUCGAGCGCAAGACCCUGUCCGACGAGCUGCUGGCCGUGGUCAAAGAGUGCCAGAAGAAGUACGGCAGCAAGACGGAGCUCGCGACGGAGAAUGAUUCGAGAAUCGUCCUGCUGUGCGACACCUGGGAACGGGUGCUGACGCACGGGCUCAAAUCCAACAGCUCGGUGCUGAAAAACGUUACGGAUCUGAUGGCUGGCGGCAGCCAAGAGGUUCCCGUCUUCUGGGACUUUGCCUACAAACACCUCACGAACCACGAGAAGGAGCGCUUCUCGACGCUGCGGCACGUGUGGACCAAUGGCGGCAAGGGAAAGUCGCUGCUGCGAGCCGUGCUGAACGAAAGAGCGCUGGAACGGUACAUGCUGAUGUGGCUUGGGGAUGAGAAAAUAUUGGAGGAGAGUUACGAAAGUUGGGCGUUGAUCAGGGACGGGGAAUUUGCCGGACUCUUGCCGAACAUGGCCGCCGGGUUGAGGACGAUUCUGUUUGCGAUAUCAAUCGACGCUCCGGAACUGAACGCUCCCACCAAGGUCCGUCCGAUUAAGGUCGAACCCAUCAUAGCCGCGCCUCCUCCGGCACCUCCCGCUCGUAAGAUCAACGCCGUCCCUCGGGAGAUCCUCGACGAGCCCAGCCAGCCGGUCCUGAACCUGUCCUCUUCACCCACCAUCAGCAGUUCCCAGCCUCGACGACCUCCGGCAACGUCCAGCAUCGACAUCAUCCGGGAGUACACCCACGUGGAGCGCGAACAGGCGGCCUACUCCGUCGAGGAUGCCCUCAACAGUCUCUCUAUCGGUCGGCAGAGGAGCCGCGAGUCGACCGGUCCUCCAACCGGCCAGACCGCCCGGAGUCCGGACAACGCGCUGGAAGCUUCGGAAGACAGUAUUAUGUCGCUGGACGUGUCCAACGUGACCACGUCGACGCUCAACACCUCCAGCACGUCCUGCUCGGAAUCGUCGGCGACGCAGGACAUUGGGGAAGAGCACGAUCCGGAACGGUGCACGGCGCUGGUGGACCGACUCAAGCGGAAGCUGACCGACUCUGAGGAACGCUGCCAGAUGCUGGAGGCGCGAGUGGCCGAACUGAGCUUAGAAAACCACCGCCUCCGGAUGCUGACCCGCCCGAACCGGCUCUCGAUGAUGCACUUCCAAAUCGUGAUCCCGAAGGCGAUUCUCCGCACGCCGGUGAGCGGCCGACGGCGGGCGCACUACUGCUACGAAAUCCGGAUAGCCCCGGCCAGCGCGACGGGCCCGGACACCGAAACGUGCUGGUCCGUGUUCCGGCGGUACAGCGAGUUCCUGCGGCUGCACAAGCGCCUCCAGAAGGAGCACCCCACCGUCAAGACGUUGGACUUUCCGCCAAAGAAGAAGAUCGGGAAUAUGAAUCCUCAAUUCGUGGAGCAACGGCGCCAGCGAUUGCAGGUUUAUCUGAACAGCCUGUUCAUCACCGUGCUGCCGGAGGUGUCCGCGUGCAACACCCGGUCACAGCUGGAGGCGGCGUUCCCAUUUUUGAGCGAUGCACGUUUGUAGAGCGAACGAAAUAGAUUUGUAGGAAAUAAAAAAGUGUAUUUAACGAUAUUUUCGAAACCAGCAGCGUGGAUAUUAUCAGAAAAAAAUAAUUCAAUGAAUUUAAUACCGAAGUAAGCGGAAAGUGAUGAUCAAACUUCUUUACGGAUAAGUUGUAAUGGGGCUUAAAGCAAACGAAAAUAUCCAUGAAAAUAUCUUACCCAUAUAGCAUAUUCAAGUGACUAAACAAUUUUUGUUUGGGAUGUUUCGACGACCAUCACUUCAUUAAUCGUGUAUACUUCACAAACAAAGUGUUUCGUGUUAGCUG
Messenger RNA from Culex pipiens pallens (northern house mosquito), 2218 nucleotides. Its product is annotated as sorting nexin-29. Bases 316 to 1914 code for a protein of 532 amino acids. The record is from RefSeq and is a predicted model, not a curated record. The transcript has 4 exons. Lineage: Eukaryota; Metazoa; Arthropoda; Insecta; Diptera; Culicidae. Gene Ontology annotation, molecular function: phosphatidylinositol binding.